This is a messenger RNA of Castor canadensis (American beaver), 2554 nucleotides long. It is a transcript of the gene Pot1, whose product is annotated as protection of telomeres 1. Gene Ontology annotation, biological process: telomere capping; regulation of telomere maintenance via telomerase. Gene Ontology annotation, cellular component: nuclear telomere cap complex; chromosome, telomeric region. Lineage: Eukaryota; Metazoa; Chordata; Mammalia; Rodentia; Castoridae. Gene Ontology annotation, molecular function: G-rich strand telomeric DNA binding; telomerase inhibitor activity. The record is from RefSeq and is a predicted model, not a curated record.
GCGUGUGACGUCACGGGCGCGCCAGUCUAAACAUUUCCCAGUUCUGCUUCCUGCGUGUUGGUGAGUGAUUUUCGAAGUGGAUUUGGAGUUCGUUUAGUGGAGACCAGAGAGAGAAAAUCCAAAUUCAGAGGUCAGUACCAUCUAUGUAUUAUUUUUUGGAAAAUUGACAAAGGACUGUGUGAAAGUUUUCUAUGAAGGGGUAGGAUCUCUCUAACUUUGCCCAGGCUGCCUUCAAGUUCUUGAUCAUCCUGCUCUGCCUGCUGCAUAGCCAAGAUUACAGUGGCCAUAUUUAUUGUUUUAUCGGAUCUUCAACAAAUGAGAUGCUAAACAUUGCAUAUGCUUGAAAGCAUUUAAAGACUUCAAGUCAACUGUUUACAAAAUGUCCAGGUUGCCAUCCACUAAAAAUUUUGAAUAUCAACUCUAAUUUCCUACUUGCUUUGGACUAACAGAAGCUUAUUCUCUUACAUUCUGUUCUGAGAAGUGAAUAUUGGUGUACUUCAAACUUAAGUUUCUGUUCUUUUAAGGCUUAUGUUAAGUCUGUAAGAGAUUGUUCCACAGAAUCCAUGUCUUUGGUUCCAGCAACAAACUAUAUAUAUACACCCCUGAAUCAACUUAAGGGUGGUACAGUUGUCAAUGUGUAUGGUGUUGUGAAAUUCUUUAAACCCCCAUAUCUAAGCAAAGGAACUGAUUAUUGCUCAGUUGUGACAAUUGUAGACCAGACAAAUGCAAAGCUAACUUGCCUGCUGUUUAGUGGAAACUAUGAAGCCCUUCCUAUAAUUUAUAAAAUUGGAGACAUUAUUCGCUUUCACAGGCUGAAGAUACAAGUGUAUAAAAAUGAGCCUCAGGGUAUCAGCAGCCCUGGGUUUGCAUCUUUGACAUUUGAGGGAACUUUGGGAGCUCCUGUUAUUCCUCGUACUUCAAGCAAGUGUUUUAACUUCACUGCUGAGGACCACAAAAUGGUAGAAGCCUUACGGGUUUGGGCAUCUACACAUAUUUCACCUUCAUCAACAUUAGUACAGUUGUGUGAUGUUCAGCCAAUGCAGUAUUUUGACCUGACUUGUCAGCUAUUGGGCAAAGCAGAGGUUGAUGGAACAUCAUUUCUUCUAAAGGUGUGGGAUGGCACCAGGACACCGUUUCCAUCUUGGAGAGUCUUAAUACAAGACCUUGUUCUUGAAGGUGAUUCAAGUCACAUUCACCGACUACAGAAUCUGACAGUAGACAUUUUAAUCUAUGAUAACCAUAUUCAAGUGGCAAGAUCCCUGAAGGUUGGAAGCUUUCUCAGAAUCUAUAGCCUCCAUACCAAACUUCAGUCAGUGAAUUCAGAAACUCAUGCUUCAUUAAGUUUAGAGUUUCAUCUCCAUGGAGGUACCAGCUAUGGUCGAGGAAUAAGGGUUUUGCCAGAAAAUAACUCUGAUGUGGAUCAACUGAAAAAAGCUUUAGAAUCUGCAGAUUUGACAACCAGUCCUCGUUCAGAUGUUGUAUAUCAACCAGAACGUGAGGACAGCUUGCUAACCCUUUCAAGCUCUGGAUCAGUAUCACUAUAUGAGGUAGAAAGAUGUCAACAACUGUCUGCUACAAUACUUACAGAUCAUCAGUAUUUGGAAAAAACACCUUUAUGUGCCAUUUUAAAACAAAAAGCUCCUCAACAAUAUCGAAUCCGAGCAAAAUUAAGGUCAUACAAACCAAAAAGACUUUUUCAGUCUGUUAAGCUUCAUUGUCCUAAGUGUCAUUCACUGCAAGAAGUUCAACAUGAAGACAACUUAGAUACGAUUUUGCAAGAUGCUUCAACUAAAGCCCCAGACACCAAACUACACAACACAUCAUUAUAUGAUUCAAAACUCUGGACCACUGAAGAUCAAGGAGGACGAAAAGUAGUUAUUCAUUUUGUAAAAAAUGAUGGUAUUCUUCCUCUUUCAAAUGAAUGUCUGAUUUUGAUAGAAGGUGGAACACUCAGUGAACUCUCUAAACUGUCAAGCAAGUUUCAUAGUGUAAUUCCUGUGAGAUCUGGCCAAGAAGACCUGGAGAUCCUAGACCUUUCAGCACCAUUCCUUAUACAAGGAAAAGUAUAUCAUUAUGGAUGUAAGCAAUGUUCUAGUUUACGACCAAUACCAAAUUUGAACUCCGUUGUCGAUAAAACAUCAUGGAUUCCUUCUUCUGUGGCAGAAGCACUGGGUAUUGUGCCCCUGCAGUAUGUGUUUGUUAUGACAUUUACUCUUGAUGAUGGAACGGGUGUGUUAGAAGCUUACCUCAUGGAUUCUAGCAAAUUUUUCCAGAUUCCAGCAUCAGAAAUCCUAAUGGAUGAUGACCUUCAGAGAAGUAUGGAUAUGAUCAUGAAUAUGUUUUGUCCUCCGGGAGUAAAAAUUGCUGCCAUGAUCAUGCCUCCUCUGCCAUGUGAUCCUGACACAGGUCCAGAACAACAAGGCUAAGGGACCAUGGCUUGAAACCGAGAAUCUGAGCCCAAAUAAACUUUUCCUACUUAGAAACGGACUGUCCCAGGUAUCUAGUCACAGUAACAGAAAGCUUACUAACAAAGGUAUGGCAAUGCAGCAGACAU